GUCGGUGUGCGAAGCAACCAUUAAAAAUGACCGAAAAAAAAUCUUUAAUACGUGAAAAUUUCUACAAAACCGAAAUGAUGCUGAGGAACCAAGGCAUCUAUCCCGUCGAAGGGUAUCCAAUAGCCUCGCUGUUCUACGCGUACCUGCUGUACUUCGGCUUCACCGCUUUGAUACCGCUAUUGGGAUUCUGCAACAUCAUCUUCGCCGAAUCGAGCGAAAGAAUGGGCAUGCUGAGCAACAGUUUUAUCUUCUUUGAAAUGGGAGUGUCCAUGUUCAAGCACUGGCCGUUCAUCAGGCAUCCGGAUAUCACCAAGAAAAUGAUGGACAAAUGGACGACGGAGAUGUUCACUUCUGACGAGCCGAUGGAAAUGCCCAUUAUCAAAAAAUCGCUGAAGGCAAUCGACUUUGUUUUCUACCUGUUUCUGGCGUUCAGCAUCGGAGGUCCCGUCGGAUUGACGCUCAACGUGCUCUUUUCUUCGCACGAUGAGUUGAAAUUGGACAUUUAUACGUUCGGAGUCGAUGUUAUUCAUAACAAGUUCCUGUAUGUGCUCACCAAUGUCUACUUAAUCAUAGGUUAUGUACACGGAACUCUCGGUCAUUUCGCCGUAGAUAUUUUCAUAGCAGGUCUGAUGUCUCAUUGCUCCUUGCAGCUAUCGCUUAUUAAAUUCAGGCUGGAGAAUAUGGAUAAAUAUUUGGACAAGGACUUGAGGAGCGUUCAGGACGAUAAUACUUUUACUGAAGAAGUUAAUGAUGAGAUAUAUCGAAGAAUUUCUCAUUGCGUCGAUCAUUACGAUACUGUAAUGAAUUAUGUUAAGGAAAUAGAAGACAUGUACUCGGUGGCAGCAUUCUCGCAAUUUUUAGCUGGAUCAUUGGUAUAUGCUAUUUGUCUACUUUAUUUCAUGCAAUUAAAAGCUUUAGACUUCAAUUUCGUGUACAUAUUAACAUUCUUUUUUCCGAUGAUCAUGGUAGUUUUCACUUAUUGCUAUUAUGGAGACCGUAUUUCAGAAGAAAGCUCGAGUAUCGGAGGGGCCAUAUUUAGCAGCCCUUUUUACAAUUACAACAAAAAGUGCAACAGUUCGCUUAUAAUUUUAAUGGAAAAAACAAAGAGACCGAUUAAAUUUACAGCAGGAAAAUUGUUGGAAUUGUCAUUGGACACGUUUGUUCUGAUAAUAAAACGAUCUUAUUCUUUGUUGGCUGUACUCCGAAAUUACAAUAAUUAAAUUAGUUAAAAAAAUAGAAUUUUCAUGGACAGUUUUUCUGAUUCGAUUAUUACACAAAUUAAUAGAUGUAGUAGAAGCUAUAUAGUAAAACAUGUAAAAAAUGCAGCAUUUCUCACAAUUGUGUCGAACAAUUUAAAUAUUCUCAGAAACCAAUAAAAGCACAGCAG
This is a messenger RNA of Phyllotreta striolata, 1387 nucleotides long. The record is from the annotation of a GenBank genome assembly. Lineage: Eukaryota; Metazoa; Arthropoda; Insecta; Coleoptera; Chrysomelidae.